GGAUCUUUAACAGCGCACGCUGCUGGGUCUCUCUGCCUCAGCCCACCCAACACACACACACACACACACACAUACACACACACAUCCUGACACAUGGAGUACUGCUGCUUCCUGCUGCUCUGGAUCGGGAGCCAGCUGCCAGGGCUCCAUGACGGUUUUACCAUUGACACCAAGAACCCCAGGAUCAUCAAAGGUUCUAAACAGGCACAAUUUGGAUAUACAGUUCAGCAGCAUUUUGCUGGGGGGCAGAAGUGGUUAUUGGUGGGUGCCCCCUAUGAAACCAAUGGUCCACACCAGACAGGGGAUGUUUACAAAUGCCCACUGGGUAAACGCACCAACAGCAGCGGCUGCACCAAACUCAACCUAGGAAGGAUAUCUCUGACUAAUGUUGCUGAACGAAAGGACAAAAUGAGACUGGGAAUGACUCUCACAUCAAAUCCUAAAGACAACAGUUUUGUGGCCUGUGGACCUCUGUGGUCCUAUGAAUGUGGUAGCUCAUACUACAGCACUGGCAUAUGCUCCAGAGUCAACUCUAGCUUCAAGUUCUCACGGACUAUUUCUCCUGCAUUUCAGAGGUGUGAAACCUUCAUGGACAUAGUCAUAGUUCUGGAUGGGUCUAAUUCUAUAUAUCCCUGGUAUGAAGUGCAGGCCUUUCUUAUCAACAUUCUACAGAAGUUUUACAUUGGACCAGGCCAGAUACAGGUUGGAGUGGUGCAGUAUGGCGAGAAGGUGGUUCAUGAAUUCCAACUGAGUGACUACAAAUCAGUGGAGGAAGUGGUAAAGAGAGCCCGCAGCAUCGACCAGCGUGGCGGAGAGGAGACCAACACGGCCCUCGGAAUCAAUGUGGCACGAUCACAGGCAUUCAAGCGAGGUGGCCGACGAGGUGCAAAGAAAGUCAUGAUAGUGAUAACAGACGGCGAGUCACAUGAUAGUCCGGACCUCCAACAAGCUAUUGAGGACAGCGAGAAGGAUGGCAUCACCCGCUAUGCCAUUGCUGUCCUAGGCUACUACAAUCGCCGUGGGAUCAAUCCAGAGGCUUUCCUGAAUGAAAUCAAGUACAUUGCCAGUGACCCAGAUGACAAGCAUUUUUUUAAUGUAACAGACGAGUCUGCUUUAAAGGAUAUCGUGGAUGCACUAGGAGACAGAAUCUUCAGUUUGGAAGGAACCAGUAAAAAUGGGACAGCUUUUGGUCUCCAGAUGUCACAGGCUGGCUUCUCCUCCCACAUCGUGGAGGAUGGGAUACUAGUGGGUGCCCCGGGAGCCUAUGACUGGAAUGGGGCAGUACUGAAAGAGACCCGACAGGGAAAAGUCAUCCCACCCAAGUCCUCCUAUGCACAAGAGUUCCCUGAGGAGCUCAAAAACCACGGCGCCUACCUAGGUUACACAGUGACAUCAGUGGUGUCGGCCAGGAACGGUCAUCUGUUUGUGGCCGGGGCACCACGGUUCAACCACACGGGAAAGGUUAUCAUCUUCACCCUCAAAAACACUGGCGAGCUUACUAUUCUACACGCUCUAAAGGGACAACAGAUUGGCUCGUACUACGGGAGUGAGAUAGCUCCAGUGGACAUAGAUGGAGACGGAGUGACCGACAACCUCCUGGUGGCAGCACCCAUGUUUUUCAGUGGAGGACUGGAGAAGGGCAAGGUGUACAUCUACAGAGUCACGGAACUGAAUCGCUUCAUCUUAGAAGGAGCACUUGAGAUACAGAACGGGGGGCAGAAUGCUCGCUUUGGCUCCUCAAUAGCCCCAGUCCCUGACUUGAAUGGUGACGGUUUCAAUGACGUGGUGGUGGGAGCGCCGCUAGAGGACAACCACCGCGGGGCCAUAUAUGUCUUCUUCAGCCAGCACAACAGAAUACUGCGCAAAUACAAACAGAGGAUAGCUGCAGUAGACUUGCUUCCUGGCUUGCAGUACUUUGGCCUUAGUAUCCAUGGUAAGAUGGACAUGAAUGAUGAUGGCCUGGUGGACCUGGCAGUGGGCUCACUGGGUGCAGCAGUGCUUCUCUGGUCACGUACGGUUGUCCGUAUUCACGCAAGCAUCAGGUUUGAACCAAGCAAGAUAAACAUUUUCGUAAAAGACUGUCGCAGAGGGGGCCGGGAUGUAACCUGCAUGUCAGCUAUCGUGUGUCUGAAUGUCACGGCCAGGACAGCCGUUCCUCCAGAAGAGGACGUUUUCAUCAAGUACAAUGCCUCCAUUGCUGAGCGUCGCUUCAAACCCAGAGCAAUUAUGGACAACACUGACAAAAUGCAGCCCCAAAACCUGACCUUACUUGCUGGAGAACAGACCUGUGAACACAUCUACUUUCAUGUCAUGGAGACCACAGACUAUGUAAGGCCCAUUUUAUUUACUGUGGAUGUGGGACUACAGGAUCCUGUCAAGGGACCCAUGCUGGAUGAAGGAUGGCCAACAACUGUGAGCACUGAGCUGCCCUUCUGGAAUGGUUGUGACGAGGAUGACCACUGUGCACCAGACUUGGUCUUGCAGAGCAACACUGACCUGCUCACACAAACACAGUUCUGUGGACAGGCUAUACACUCCAGGAGUGUGUUUUGCCGGAGCAAAGGCAAAAGAGAGAUGCGAGUGAUAGAAGGAUUCAGAAGAAGGAUGGUAGUGGACGUUCGUUUGGAGAACAAAGGAGAGAAUGCCUACAGCACCCGUCUCAAUAUUACCUACACUUCCAACCUACACUUCUCCAGCCUCAUAGUCAAGGACAAUUCGGACAUCAAGAUAGAGUGCCGAAGUGAGGACAGACUAAGAAAUGAGAAGACCUGCAACGUUAGCGCACCCUUUAUGAGGGCAAUGGCUCAGGUAUCUUUUCGUCUGGAGUUUGAAUUCAGCCGCUUAGUAUUCCUGGACCAUCUACGGGUCAUUCUGGAUGCCAGCAGCGAUGGAGAGGAGAUGAGCUCAGAUAACAAUUUCAAUGACAUUUACCACCCACUGAAAUAUGAGGCUGACCUCCUAUUCACAAGGGAUUCAGACCCCUCCCGCUAUGAGAUCAGAGCAGACAUCUCUCUUGAGAAACCUGGGGACAUGGGGCCUGCAUUCAACUUUACUUUCCAGAUCCAGAAUCUAGGCUUUUUCCCGGUGAAGGACUUGCAGUUGAAUAUCGAGAUUCCUGAAAUGACUACAAAUGGGAACCAGCUCUUGAAGAUAUCAGACUUCCAUAUAGACCAGACAGAUGGUAGUCACUGUAUCCCUCCUCAACACUUGGCACAGAGCAGGGCCUCACCUGAGGAUCUGUCUCGCUUCUCACGCCUGAACAGCUCAAAUACCCUGACUCUACCUGUCCAAUGCACUGUCAACAUGGCUGUCUACAGGGACGUGAGUGUGAGAAUCAAAGGGGCACUGAGGAUAGAUGCGCUGCAUGCUUUGAAGUUCAAGAUCCUGGAGCUAGUGACAAGUGCCUCAAUAGAGCUGCCCACAUCCAGUCCUAUGUUUUUACAUGAAGAAAAGCCUGUUCGAAAUAUAAUCCUUGAGAUUAGAAAAGAGGAGGACUAUAGAAUCCCAAUUUGGAUUGUAAUAGGGAGUUCAUUGGGAGGACUCUUGCUUCUAGCCCUGUUAAGUCUAGGUCUAUGGAAGCUUGGCUUUUUCCAGAGGCAAAAGAGGAAGGAUAAGGAAGAGCAGGAGCAGGCCAACAGGAAGGUGGCUGAGGAACGAUAAUGCUGGAUUGGGGUCAGGAUACACACACCUAUACAGGGGAUCCAACACUCAGGGACUGUCCCUCCCGACUCCUAAAGCAACCGUGGUGCAGUCCAGACAGCAGGCAGUCCACAAGACUGCCAGGCAAGAUCUGUUCAGUACACUGGAAUGGAUGGCCUGUCUCUUAUACACUCCCCUGGAAUGACCCAUGAACGUAUGAGUCAUCACUGUCACACCUACAGCCAUGUACUGUUAAGACUACUGGGCCCUCUCCUGUCCUACUGGGCCCUCACCUGUCCUACUGGGCCCUCACCUGUCCUACUGGGCCCUCACCUGUCCUACUGGGCCCUCACCUGUCCUGCCGUUCAUUUCCUAAUGCUCUAUUACCGUCUGCUAUCCUUCGAUAACUUACAGGAAAGCUAAAAUGUUGACAUUAUAGAUGAAAGAUGGAGCCAGAUGUGGCUUGACUACUCAUUCCUGGAUACUUAAAAGAAUACAGGGUUUGGCUUUCCAUCAGACAAAAUGAUUUGAGCUGUGUUUCAUUAGCUUUAGAUGUAUUUAACUUUUAUACGUUUUAUUUUGAAAGACAUAAGAAACCUCAAGGUGGUGCGUCAGCUGAUGUCUGACAUGUUGGGCAACUGUACCGUCUAGUCUGAAAAUACGUGUGUGAGAAAGAAUGAAGGAAGAAGCUAUGAUAUGAGCUACGCAAAAAAUAUCCACCACCAAUAAUUUUCAAUAUUUACAUAUUUUUCUGGAGAUUAUCUACAUUGAAGAAAUAUGGAGAUUUUGGAAAUCCCUUUUUUUUUUUAUCUCCCCGUGCAGCAUCUACAUUCUUGGAAAAUAAACUGAACAAUAAAAAAAUAUGAUGCACUUUGACAUUGAAGAAAUACAAACUUGAAUGUUGUUUGUGAAUAGUCAAGUAACUCAAGUCUAACAACAUUGCGGCAUCACUAACUUUAAAUGGCUAACUUGAGCUCAGUGCAGGGUUAAAAACUCAAACUUAAAGGACAGAUGACUCCCGUCUGCAGACAUGCUUUGCACCACAACAAAUAGACUUUUUUAAAGGAUAUGCUUAGAUUUAAGCAUUGCCAGCAACAAACAAGCAAUUAUUUCAUGUGCUGUUGAAGUAGACCAUGUACAUUAUCUCAUGAAGUUUGGAUCAUUAAUGUUAUUAGCGCUUUUGUGUUUUUUCAAAGAUUUUUUUCUCCAUGAAUGUCAGUGUCAUACACGGCUUUGAGGUGUAAAAAGUUGUAACGCAUCUGGAAUAAAACAUGUUAAAUGUG
Messenger RNA from Osmerus eperlanus (European smelt), 4922 nucleotides. It is a transcript of the gene itga11a, whose product is annotated as integrin, alpha 11a. Gene Ontology annotation, biological process: integrin-mediated signaling pathway; cell-cell adhesion; cell adhesion mediated by integrin. Lineage: Eukaryota; Metazoa; Chordata; Actinopteri; Osmeriformes; Osmeridae. Bases 94 to 3660 code for a protein of 1188 amino acids. Gene Ontology annotation, cellular component: integrin complex; external side of plasma membrane. Gene Ontology annotation, molecular function: integrin binding. The record is from RefSeq and is a predicted model, not a curated record. The transcript has 30 exons.